AUGCCGCUGUACGGCCUCUACUUGCUGCCCGACCGGCCCGAAUGCCUCUUACCGCCCUUGGGCGUCGAGUGCAUCCUGCACGGCGUCCAGCCCUCGAUGAAGCUGAACCCGAAGGGCCUGUGGACCGAGCAGGUGAACGAGCACUGGAAGAACCAGACCUACAACGUGCUGCUGUUCGGCCAGGUCCAUUCCGUGGUCGACAACGUCGUCUAUCUGGUGGUGUACAAGAGCGAUCCGGGAAGGAAACAAAUCAAAUCCUUGAACCAGAUGAUGCUGGACUUGGGCCAUGCCGAGCCGGCCGUCGAGAGUUUCCUCUCCAAGGAGGACCACGCCAAAAGGGAGAAGCUUGGCUCGAAUUGCAAGACCAUCGAGCUCAAAGGACCCUACAGCCCUUUGGAGAUGAGAUUGUACGGGUGCAUCGAGAGUUCCGCUGACAAAUCCGUAGAGAUCGAGGGCAACUCCAUCAAUACGGUGCUGUUGGAUAGCGAGCCCCAAGAUUACCAUACCAGCCAAUCGGCGACAGGCAGCCGCAUCAAACUCCGUCAAACCACCCUCAUGCCCAACGUGCCCGGCCUCCCCAUGCUACUCACCCUCAUCUUCUGUCCGACCAUGAGACCCAAGGUGACCGAGGACGUGACGAGGGUGGCGUCGCUGCUGUGCGGCCUCGGGUUCAAUCCCUACACCGACAAGCCGUUCUAUCCGGCGCACGAUCUGAUCAAUAGAAUUCGAUUUUAUAUGAACCAAGGUAUGAAAUUGAUGUACGAGUUGACGCAAGAAGUAUUGAAUCAAGAAGAGUUGGUCAGGACACAGAAAGCCCUCAAGAAGGAUUUAGUAGAGAUGAACGUAAAGUACGCGAACGUGUGGAGCAAGAACAUGGUCGACACCGUCACCUUGAAGCCGAACGUCAGCGAGGAGUCCGAGGACAUUUGGCCUUUGCUGUGGUAUGUUCCUACAAUAGAAUCACAAUGUCAUUUGUGUCAGACGCUCUUUGUGACCGUUCACGAAGUGCGGAGACAUCUCAUCACAAAAGAACACAAACAAAACGUUUCCGACUACUACGAGCAGUUGCAAGAGCUCAACAGAUGCGAAGACCCCGUGGAUUAA
Phaedon cochleariae (mustard beetle) is the source of this 1104-nucleotide messenger RNA. NCBI's taxonomy places the organism in Eukaryota, Metazoa, Arthropoda, Insecta, Coleoptera, Chrysomelidae. The record is from the annotation of a GenBank genome assembly.